GGUCCCUCUUCCUGUGUCGUACGGCUCCUGCGGCGGAUGUUGAUGUUUUGUUUCGGAGCUCGCCGAACGAUGUGAGCCGUUUCGUCUCCGGGUCUGCUUGGUUUUUCUGUGGUCGUCUUCCCGGUUCCCUCCGUGCUUUUUUCUCGGUAAGGUUUCGCUGUCGGUCGGCAUCGUGUCGCUCCCGGUGUCUCUCCCGGGAAGCGCGAGGCCGAGUCGUGCGAUGAUGGAGGACUUUGAUGAGAUCUACGAAGAGGAGGAGGAGGAAGAGGAGGACGAGGACAGGGCCGCGGAGGAGCAGCUCCUCAAGUACGCUCCGGACCCGGUGGUGGUGCGAGGGUCCGGCCACGUCACUGUGUUUGGGCUUAGUAAUAAAUUCGAGUCAGAAUUUCCUUCAGCACUUACAGGAAAGGUGGCACCAGAGGAAUUCAAAGCCAGUAUCAACCGCGUAAACAGCUGCCUGAGGAAGACACUCCCAGUGAAUGUGCGGUGGCUCCUGUGUGGCUGCCUCUGCUGCUGUUGUACAUUGGGCUUCAGUUUGUGGCCUGUGAUCUGCCUCAGCAAGAGGACGAGACGAUCUAUAGAGAAACUUUUGGAGUGGGAGAACAGCAGACUUUACCACAAGUUAUGUUUGCAUUGGAGGCUAAGCAAAAGGAAGUGUGAAACCAACAACAUGAUGGAAUAUGUAAUCCUAAUAGAAUUCCUACCUAAGAUCCCCAUCUUCAGACCGGACUAGCCCGACUGCAGCUGAUUUUGAACCUCCACUGCUUCCCAGCUCUGUCACAGAAUCACAAUGGCUGUAAAGCUCCUGAAAAACUUCCCUUCUUGAAAUACUCCAGUAUUUGUGUUUACAUUGAUCCUCCCUUUUUUCUCUGUGACCCGUUCCCCCACACAUGACCUUAUCUACAGCCUUGUUUACAAAUCCAGCAGCCCCACACAUGUUUUCGGAGUAAAUUCACCUUUGAACCGUCGGGCAAACUGGCGCGUUGUCAUGCCCCUGCAAACUGCUGCCAGCCUAUACGAUGUCAGAGAAGAAGCAGCCAUGAGCAGUGUUAUGGAUUUAGGAACUAGAGCUGGAGACUGGACUCUUGAAUUGAGGUCCGUGAGCCACAACUGGAAUUUUGUCACUUUUUGUGUUCCCUAACCGAAGCACAUGGCACAGUCGGACCAUGAUAACACAAACACUUUCAUAUGCCACACCGCCAACUUCACUUGCAAAAAAUACACCCCAGUGCUUUUGUAAGAGUUGGUUUGGUGCUCCAGAUCCUUACUAAAGGCCGCGGAGGCAACAUAACAUGGAACUCCAAAGGAGCCUUCAUCCAAAUCAACCCUGUAGCGGACAUACUAGUCUCACAGGAACAUGUGAGGCUGGUGGCCGGAACAGCUGAACUCGAUAAUGUCACUCUUCAAGUACCGGGCAUCCUCUCGCCUCCUCUCAUGUCUCUGCACACUUCACUGUGCAUCACCCUAACCCAGUGACAAUCACACACUCUGACUGUACUGUCCAUAGUAUGAAUGGGUCUUUGUGCUACACACUUUCCUGGAGCAUGUUGUCUUCAGCACGAUGUGUGUCCAGGUGAUGGCUGGCUGCCUAGCAACUGCUUCUGAGUUGCAGCAGAUCAAGUUAAUUGUAAAGACGGCCACUGGUAAUGAAGAGAGAACAUAUUUUUUCUUCUCCUUUUUUUUUUUUUUUUUAGAGUCUUAAGGUUUGUUUACUGUUAUGUUGAAAGAGAGGCAGUCGAUGCUUGUAAAACUGUUAUGUAUGUGUGUGUGUGUGUGUGUGUCAGAGAAACAAGCAAAAAAACAGACAAAUCAGACAUGAAGAGAUACUCUUUACUCUGUAAAGCAGGGUUCUUUCUUUGAAAUAUUUCUUUGCCAUAACCUAUCUUUUUUUGUUGUAGUAAUUUAUAAGCGUGCGAGUGUGCAUAUAAUGUGUGCAUUCAUGAAACAGGCCUCUUCAUUUUUGCAAAGGAAUGCCAUGGUUUCUCUUUUCUCUACGGUCACGUGUUGACACUAAAGCACACAAUCGCUUUGUCCUUAACACCUUUACAUGGCCUCUCGCUUAUCUACUGACCUUGGCUCACUCACAGGAGUGUUCAAGUUGAGGAUGCGGACGUACAUCAGAAAGUUCCUCUGUUUUAGAUACAUCCUUUUUCAUUACAUUCUAAGGUUUAGGGUGAACAAGAGGCUUAGGCCCUCUUUUCUGGGUGAUACCAGGGUUCUGUCAUGAAGCAGGAUUACAAAAUGUUAGCUGUGCAGUGUGGAAAGAGGUCACCUGUAUGAGCAUUAACAUCCGAGCUUUACUGUCUUUCAGCUCAUUCUUCUGGCUUUCUGUCCGACACACAUAUGGACCGUUUCAACUGCAUGUGUCACUCAGAGGGAGAAAACUAUCAUCACAUCUCUUAAUUCUGAAAAUCCAAUACUGUUCACACUGACGCCAUCACAGGAAGCAUACUUUGGUUCCAUCACUUUUUUACCACCUUUUUUGGUGAAUACCUUCACAGGCGGUGCUGAAGUGUGUAGAACAGGAUCAGAAUUGAGUGUAGAUUCAAUGCCAGGUCGCUGAUGUCACACCACUUGAGACGCAAGGUGCAAUUUGUGAUUGGCUGUUCACCGUUUUAUCCCCAUCAAGGGCUGUUGAAGUUUGACCUCAUUUUCAAAGACGAUAAAUCCAAUGUUUUGAUGCAACACACAUCCAAUCGCACCAGUCUCGUUUGAAGUAUAUUUGCCUGCUAUUAUAAAUGACACAUCCAAUGGGAACAGGUCUUGACGGUGUAGGUUUUGAUGUCGCGGUUCUCAGUCAUUUGAUUUGCAGCAGCAGCAUUCAGAGAAAAAGCUCUGAUGAACCACUGUAGGCUACAUGCUGAGCCCUGAACAGCAGACAGUUAGAAACUUAGUAGUAAACAUACUGGUGCGUUUAGCCUCUAAUGUUGGAGAUAUUUCCAUCAGAAGCUAGUGGAUAACUGAAAUUAACCUAAGAGGAGAGUGAAUGUUGUUUGCAAUAGCAAGGAGGUGAUGACAUGUACAUUAAUGAGGGUUUAAGUGGAAAAAAAGUGGAGGUCUGGGCACAGUUCACUGAUCUAGCUAGCAGUCCUGCUUCAUGAUAAAGGUGACUAUUUUUACAAAUGUGUUAUAGAUCACAAUAUGAAGCACAUCUAAUUUUUAAUGAAUAUAUUCAACAUUUUCGCCAGUAGGAGAAAAGAAAAGGCCUUUUUGAGUCCAGUAAAUAUUUAGCUUUCCCCUCUCUGCUCACCUUUGUUAAAACAUCAAGAUACAGAUACUGAGAUUAUAUCAAGAAUUUGACACUUAGUUUUCGGUCGCUCAGCUCUGGUGAAUGUAUGGGUCACACUCAGGGGAUUAUAGUAGAUAAACAACAAAAUGUAGCAUUGCAAAAUCUCUCUGUCAGGUAUGUUCCAAAGUCACACCAGGGUGUCAAGUACAGUAUACAGGUCACACAUUACUUGAAUAAUUGUUAAACAAUGCAUUUGGAGUUUGUUUUGAAAUUGAAAAAGAUCCCUGAGAAAAAGAUAACUAACGUCUCUUUGGUCUUCCUCUUCAGAUAGCAAAGGAAGCACAUGCACCACGGACCCACAAAGACAGGCGUAGUGUUAGUUUAUAUGUUAAAAGACAUAAGUUCGCUUGAUUACCGCUGGUUUGCCUAUCAGUUCAUCAUCACUUUUCUACAUCUUUGAUUGUGAUCUGUUCUGUGUAAAUCAAGGCGUAAGGCCAUAUGCAUAUAUUUGUGGUGUGUGUGUGCAUAUAUGUGUAUGUGCACGGUGUAUGCAGAUGCAAAUGUUCUUCAUAGAUCUGACUGUGAUUGAAUCCUGCACAGAAAAAUGAGUCCUUUUUAUAUAACCUUGAGUGUUCUGUGUGUGUGUGUGUACGUGUGCGUGAGGGAGAGAAGGAUAUAUGUACAUGACUCAUGAACAGAUGUAUGUACAGUAAUAAACUACCAAUAAACAAGGCUAUGGGCAUCCUCCGCUUCAA
Acanthochromis polyacanthus (spiny chromis) is the source of this 3984-nucleotide messenger RNA. RefSeq names its product cysteine-rich hydrophobic domain 2 (gene chic2). The transcript has 6 exons. NCBI's taxonomy places the organism in Eukaryota, Metazoa, Chordata, Actinopteri, Pomacentridae. The coding region runs from base 221 to 733 and encodes 170 amino acids. The record is from RefSeq and is a predicted model, not a curated record.